This is a messenger RNA of Saxophila tyrrhenica, 747 nucleotides long. RefSeq lists its product as uncharacterized. The transcript is spliced from 2 exons. Lineage: Eukaryota; Fungi; Ascomycota; Dothideomycetes; Mycosphaerellales; Extremaceae. Bases 1 to 747 code for a protein of 248 amino acids. The record is from RefSeq and is a predicted model, not a curated record.
AUGUCUGCCUUGACAGCACACCCACCGCAACCUGGAGCCACAGUCAAGAUCCUACUCGGGGGUCCGCCAUACCACCUGGGGGUUCAGACAGCCCUUUGCGACAGCGAGCAAGACGUUCUUACGUGGAUAGAUGUCCUGAAGCGUCGCCCAUACCGAGACGAAGAUGAUCGAAAGGCUGCCCUCCAGCAGAUGGCAGCGAUGCUGAAAGGCUACGUUGCGACGGCAGACCCGCCGCUGUCCCAACUUGUGCCUGAGUUAUUGGAGCUGUAUCCUGACGCCAUGGUCAUCUGCACUGUCCGCGAUAUCGACUCCUGGGCCGCCAGUAUGGAGAAGAUCGCAGCCAUGGUUCAGCCAACGCUGCAAAUGAUCAUCUUCUUCUGGAUCCAGAAUUUGCGGCAUCUGCCCACUAUGUGGAAUCUUUUACCCAAGAUCUUUGAAGAGAGGUACCAAAGCCAGGCGAGCCUCACAGCAGAGGCGAAGAUCACUUGGGAGCGACAUAUCAAAUGGCUGGAGGAGAUUGUGCCGAAGGAUCGGUUGUUCUUCGCCGACGUGAGGGACGGCUGGGAGCCAUUGUGUAGAGCUCUUGAUGUGCCAGUGCCAAAGGAUGUCCCCUUCCCAAGACUGAACGACGGCAAGGCAUUCGAGGAGAUGUUCAAAGCUUGGGCGAUGCAAGGCUUGAUGAGAUGGGCGGUCUUUGUUGGCGUCUGUGUCGCCGUCGUUGCUGGGCUGGUCAUGUGGACGCGAUGA